AUGGCUCCGUCAGAAGAGGAGACUUGUCAGGCAGUCCUCGGGUUUGUUCUUGAUGGUGUCUACCCCGAGGAAUCAUUAGUCGCGGCAGAGUUCCCCGCAUCAGCUCUGGCAAAGGAGUUGGAGCUGAUCUCCCACGCACGAGAACAGGUGGAGAUCGAAAUUAGCUCAUUGAGCCGCGAGAACCAUAGCUUCGACGCCGAUGGCUGGAUUGACCAAGCUAAGCAUCUGCACAACGAUAUUGAACGAUCACGGCAAACGGCACGCGAGAUUGUUGCUCAGCAUGAGCAGACAGGCCCUUUACGCUCGCAAGUGGAAGAUGCGGCCGCCAAAGUGUCUUUGAUGGAAACCGAGAUCGCUUUCAACCAAGCAGUUGCAGAUACUCUUGAGGAAGUACAGCGGCUAUGCGAUCAAUUAGAACAGGGACGGUUGGCACUUGCGGCUGGGGAAAUCAACCGUGCAAUUGAGCUCCUGGACACUACCCAGUCAGGGAUUGGGAAAGACGCUUUCUUCACAAAUACCAACGUGAUGAGUAUUCUCUCUCUCGAAGUUGCGCGUUUCAAAGAGGAGGUAGAAAAUACAUUGAGCAUGCGCUGGAAUGAACAGCUCAAAAUAGACCGGCAGAGCGGUACUCUUGAAGUCGCUCGAGGUGCUGACGCAAACUCGCUCGACGAGACGAUACUUUCCAUGUCGCAAUUGGAUAUUUUUGGGCGUGCACGCGAGAAACUGAUCAAAGACAUUGGCAACGCUAUUCUCGAUGUGAUCACUUUACCGCGAGCCGAUGGACAAAGUCGCACAAUAAGUAUCACCAACAAUGGCCUCCACGUACACCAAGAAUUCUCAGAAGCAAAGGUGGGGAUGAUUUUGAGCCGAAUCACUGCGACCUUAGAUUUCUUGCGGAAAGAACUUCCAUCUGAAAUAGCCACUGCGCUUCCCGAAUCUUUGAUGCCUUCUCUCGUAUCCAAGCUGAUUUCAAAGUGGCUGGCGCCUGCCAUCCCGACUACUCUCGACGGGCUGAUCGAUUUCGAAAAGACUCUUGAGGACGUGACAGCUUUUGCCAUGAACAUUCAAUCCUGGGGCUGGGAAGGGACGGAGGAACUCACAUCAUGGGUCAAUCAGGCGCCCCGUAUGUGGCUCACGAGACGUCGGGUCGAUUCACUUGACAGCGUGCGUAAAGCGCUAGCUGCCAGUAAGGGCAUCACCAAGCAAGUUGAACAAAGAAGAAGACACCCCGCCGAGCCUGCCAACACCACUGGCAUGGACGAGGAAGAGGACGUCAGCGCUUGGGGUCUUGACGACGAGGAUGAUGAUGCUGUUGGUGAGACGGUAGACACAACCGGUACUGCCGAGACCGCCGUAGAUGAUGGCGCCGAUGAUGAUGCCUGGGGAUGGGGUGAUGAAGAGGCAGAGGACGGGGACAAAGACCCGACCAGUCACCACCGUGCCGACUCUACCUCACAAGAUGUGGCGGUUCAACGGCCGGCACAGUCUCCCACUUCCAGAGAGAUGACUUUGAGGGAGACCUACACAAUUACCGAUAUUCCAGAAUCUAUGCUUGACAUUAUUCGCCAACAAAUCGACGACUCGAAGGGAAUAACGAAGCCUCCAUAUUCAAAGUCCCGGGUGGCCUCCUCCGGUACUGGACUACUGGCGCUGCCCACAUUGAUUCUAGCCAUGUUCAAGGCCACUGCUUCUUCAUUCUACUCAUUGAAACUUGGAUCUGGCCAGAUGUACCUCUACAAUGACAGCCUAUAUCUGGCCGCCCAGGUUCGGGAGCUGAUGAUGGAACACGACCUGGCUCGACUUGGCGCUGACGUGGAAGCGCUUGAAAGGUUUGGCAAAUUCGCGUACGGCAAGGAGAUGCAGACGCAAAGCACAAUUGUCACUGAUCUUCUGGACGGCGCACAGGGCUUUGGGCAGUGCUCCGAGCAGCCAUUCAAGACCGAAUGUGAAAGUGCCGUGAGUGCAACGACGGAUCGCAUUCGGGAUGUGUACAAGGAAUGGAAGCCUAUUCUUUCGCAUUCUGCGCUUCUGCAGUCAAUCGGUUCUCUGCUGUCCACCGUGAUUAGCAAGAUGAUUGUUGAUGUAGAAGAUCUGGGUGAUAUUUCCGAGGAUCAGUCGAAGCAGCUUGUUGCGCUCUGCAAUGAAGUCACCAUGCUUGAGGAUCUGUUCACGCCAGAGGCGAAUGGAGAUGCUGAACCUGUGCCCGUCACCGCGGUAUACGUACCAAAUUGGCUCCGGUUUCAGUACCUGAUCAACAUUCUCGAGAGCUCGUUGGCCGACAUCAAGUAUCUUUGGCUGGAAGGCGAAUUAGGGUUGGAAUUCUCCACGGAGGAAGUUGUAGAUCUGAUCGAGGCGUUGUUUGCCGAAUCUGAACAUCGCCGGCGUGCGAUUGCGGAAAUCAAGCGUGCCCCGCGAGGCUUAUAG
Molecule: messenger RNA, 2424 nt
Organism: Penicillium oxalicum
Lineage: Eukaryota; Fungi; Ascomycota; Eurotiomycetes; Eurotiales; Aspergillaceae
Exons: 4
Coding region: 1-2424 (807 amino acids)
Biological process (GO): endoplasmic reticulum to Golgi vesicle-mediated transport; mitotic spindle assembly checkpoint signaling
Cellular component (GO): RZZ complex
Source: RefSeq, a predicted model, not a curated record